CAGGCGAAGGCAGGGUCUGGCUGAGCGGGAGCCCUGCUGCCCGGCAGGGUCCCAGAGCCCCAGUUCUGAGUUGCUGCUGCUUCAAGAGCUGAGAGGAGCAGGGAGGAUGGAACUGCAGGAUCCAAAGAUGAAUGGAGCCCUCCCUGGGGGUGCUGUGGACUACAGGCAGGAGCACGAGGGCUUCCUGCCCAGCCAUAGUCCUUCUCCUGGGAGGAAGCCAGCCCAGUUCAUGGAUUUCGAGGGGAAGACAUCGUUUGGAAUGUCAGUGUUCAACCUCAGCAACGCCAUCAUGGGCAGCGGCAUCCUGGGGCUGGCCUAUGCCAUGGCCCACACAGGGGUCCUCUUCUUCUUGGCCCUGCUGCUCUGCAUCGCUCUUCUGUCUUCGUACUCCAUCCAUCUCCUGCUGACCUGUGCUGGUGUUGUAGGCAUCCGAGCCUAUGAACAGCUGGGACAGAGGGCGCUGGGGCCUGCGGGGAAGGUAGUGGUGGCCGCGGUCAUCUGUCUGCACAAUGUUGGGGCCAUGUCCAGUUACCUGUUCAUCAUCAAAUCCGAACUCCCCCUGGUUAUCAGCACUUUCCUGGACAUGGACCCUGAGGGGGACUGGUUCUUGAAGGGAAACCUCCUCAUCAUCAUUGUAAGUGUGUUAAUCAUCCUGCCACUGGCCCUCAUGAGACACUUGGGCUACCUGGGGUAUACCAGUGGUCUCUCUCUGACCUGUAUGCUAUUUUUCCUCAUUUCGGUCAUCUAUAAGAAGUUCCAGCUUGGGUGUGCUAUAGGCCACAAUGAGACAGAAGUGGAGAGGAAGAGCCCCCCAAGCCUCAACACAAGCUGUGAGGCCCAGAUGUUCACAGCUGACUCACAGAUGUUCUACACAGUGCCCAUUAUGGCUUUUGCUUUUGUCUGCCACCCUGAGGUGCUGCCCAUCUACACAGAACUCUGCCGGCCCUCCAAGCGCAGAAUGCAGGCCGUGGCCAACGUGUCCAUUGGGGCCAUGUUCUGCAUGUAUGCACUCACAGCAACCUUUGGCUACCUGACCUUCUACAGCAGCGUGGAGGCGGAGAUGCUGCACAUGUACAGCCAGCAGGAUCUGCUCAUCCUCUGUGUGCGCCUAGCUGUGCUGCUUGCGGUGACUCUCACUGUGCCAGUCGUGCUGUUCCCUAUCCGCCGGGCUCUGCAGCAGCUGCUCUUCCCAAGCAAGGCCUUCAGCUGGCCACGCCAUGUGGCCAUAGCCCUGAUCCUCCUUGUCUUGGUCAAUGUCCUCGUCAUCUGCGUGCCAACUAUCCGGGAUAUCUUUGGGGUUAUCGGGUCCACCUCAGCCCCCAGCCUCAUUUUCAUCCUUCCCAGCGUCUUCUACCUCCGCAUUGUACCCUCUGAGGUGGAGCCCCUCUACUCCUGGCCCAAGAUCCAGGCUCUGUGUUUUGGUAUCCUGGGGGUCCUCUUCAUGGCGAUCAGUCUAGGUUUCAUGUUUGCCAACUGGGCCACAGGCCAGAGCCAUGUAUCUGGACACUGACCAAGCCCUGCUCUGCCUGGGCCCCCGUGUGCAUGUGCCUGUGCACGUGGAGUAAGAUGGGGCUGCUCACCCGGGUCCCUCCUGCCUGGGGUGUGGAGGUGGCUGGUUCCCAUCAGCGUGGCUGUUUCCCAUCAACAUGGCUGUUGGAGGUAGGGGGCUACAGAGGCUGAAGAGUGGUCCUCUCCCUUCCUCCCCAGGGGAUGCUGAGCUUGGAUCAUGGCCCUAACCCCAACUCCAGCCCCACGGGAGGAGGGGGAGGCCAGGUCCUUGGGGAGCCCCUGCCCAGCCCAGUCUUUUCUGCCUCCUCCUGGCAGAAGCUGUUUGUCAGGAUCACCCUCGAGCUAAAGGGGAAGAAUAAAGAUGCUGAAUUGCAA
Mesoplodon densirostris (Blainville's beaked whale) is the source of this 1884-nucleotide messenger RNA. It is a transcript of the gene SLC38A5, whose product is annotated as solute carrier family 38 member 5. Gene Ontology annotation, biological process: glycine transport; serine transport; L-histidine transmembrane transport. The coding region runs from base 107 to 1510 and encodes 467 amino acids. The transcript has 16 exons. NCBI's taxonomy places the organism in Eukaryota, Metazoa, Chordata, Mammalia, Artiodactyla, Ziphiidae. Gene Ontology annotation, molecular function: glycine transmembrane transporter activity; L-glutamine transmembrane transporter activity. The record is from RefSeq and is a predicted model, not a curated record.